UGCCUCAUACUUGCAGACCCAACUGCUAGCCGCUCCCCCUUUUCCCAAUAAUGUCAUACGCCAUGGGAACAGCAACAACAACUAACUUUGUCGCUCAGCCUCGUCACAGCAGAAGAGAAAUUUCUCCAGGCAAUCAAAAUGGGUUCAUCAGCUUCAAAGCUUCUUCCAGAAUCCCUAUCAUGCCCUCAAACUUCAAUAACUCUGCGUCCAUUAGAGCCUCUGUAUUGACUGACAAAACCAACAAAAGGGUAGAAGUCGAUUGCAACGCAGAAAUCUGCAGAUUUUGUGAAUUGGGCAACUUAAGAAGCGCCAUGGACAUGCUCCAAAACUCUAAAAAAUCCCAGCUUGAGUCGAGCACCUACUGUUCUAUCUUGCAGCUCUGUGCUAAUCAUAAGUCGCUUCAAGACGGAAAGAAGGUGCAUUCAGUCAUAUCCUCCAACAGUGUCGAUGUUAAUGGUUUAUUGGGUUGUAAACUAGUCUAUAUGUAUGUUACCUGUGGGGAUUUGAGGGAAGCGAGAAGGGUUUUCGAUGGAAUCCCGAAAGAAGACGUUUUUCUUUGGAGUCUUCUCAUGAACCAUUACGCAAAGGUUGGGGAUUUCAGAGAAAGUAUCACUCUAUUCAAGCAGAUGCACCAUCUGGGAAUCGAUGCGAAUUCUUAUUCAUUUUCUUGUGUUUUGAAGUGUUUUGGCGCUCUGGGAAGCUUAGUAGGAGGUGAACAGGCUCAUGGUUAUCUGCUCAGGUUGGGUUUUGAUUCCCAUAAUGCUGUCGGGAAUGCCCUGAUUUCAUUUUACGCUAAAUGUAAGCAAAUAGAGAGUGCAGAUAAAGUGUUUGAAGAUUUGAGUGAUCGGGAUGUGAUAUCCUGGAAUUCAAUAAUAAGUGGCCACGUAACCAACGGUAUUUCUGAAGAGGGACUUGAAAUUUUCCGGGAGAUGCAACUUUUGGAAGUUAAGAUGGAUUUAGCCACAAUGGUCAGCGUUCUACCAGCUUGUGCAGAGAUGGGUAGACUAUUCUUGGGCAGGGCACUUCAUGGUUAUGGAAUAAAAGCCUGUUAUGGAAGGGAAAUCACCUUGAAUAAUACUUUAGUUGACAUGUAUUCUAAAUGUGUCUGCCUGGAUGAUGCAAUUCGAGUUUUUCAGACAAUGAAUGAAAGGAGUGUUGUUUCAUGGACUUCAAUGAUGGCAGGAUAUGCUCGAGAGGGGCAGCUAACAAGUGCUAUCAAAUUGUUUCAUAAAAUGGAAACAGAAGGUGUAAAGCCAGACCUAUUUACAGUUACUAGUAUCCUUCAUGCUUGUGCAUCUAAUGGAUCCUUAGAGGACGGCAAGAAUUUACACGAUCAUGUCAGAAGAAACAACCUGCAACCAAAUCUAUUUGUUGCUAAUGCUCUCAUGGAUAUGUAUGCAAAAUGUGGUAGCAUGACUGAUGCUCGAUUAGUUUUUGAUGAGAUGAUUGUGAGGGAUAUUGUAUCAUGGAAUACCAUGAUCGGAGGUUACUCAAAGAACUGCCUUCCCAAUGAUGCACUCAAUCUGUUUAUCAACAUGCAAAGUGAAUCAAAACCAAAUGGUGUAAGCAUGGCUUGUGUCCUACCAGCUUGCUCUAGUCUCUCAGCCCUGGAGAGAGGCCGGGAGAUCCAUGGGAAUGUAGUCAGGAAUGGGUUCUCCUCAGACCACCAUGUAAACAAUUCUCUAGUUGACAUGUAUGUGAAAUGUGGAGCAUUAGAGGUUGCACGAUUGCUGUUUAAUAUGAUGCCUGUGAAGGAUCUGGUUUCAUGGACUGUGAUGAUUGCAGGUUAUGGAAUGCAUGGGCGAGGCAAAGAUGCUAUUGCUGUCUUCAAUGAAAUGCAUCGCACAGGCAUUAAACCGGAUGGGAUCUCCUUUAUUGCUAUACUCUAUGCUUGCAGCCAUUCAGGAUUAGUGGAUGAAGGGUGGAGAUUUUUUAAUUUCAUGAGAAAUGACUGCAAGAUUGAGCCCAAGUUGGAGCAUUAUGCCUGUAUGGUGGAUCUUCUGGCCCGUGCUGGACAUUUAACCAAGGCAUACAAGUUCAUUGGAAUGAUGCCAAUCGAACCAGAUUCAACAGUCUGGGGGGCAUUGCUCUGUGGUUGCAGGAUACACAGAGAUGUGAAACUAGCAGAGAAUGUUGCAGAAAGGGUUUUUGAACUAGAACCAGAAAAUACUGGAUAUUAUGUACUUUUAGCCAAUAUAUACUCAGAAGCAGAGAAGUGGGAAGAAGUGAAGAAGUUGAGAGAGAGGAUUGGCAGAAAAGGCUUGAAAAAGAAUCCAGGUUGUAGUUGGGUUGAAAUCAAGAGCAAAUAUCAUGUAUUUGUUUCAGGAGACAGAUCACACCCACAAACCAAAAGGAUACAAUCAUUUUUGGAAAAAGUGAAAACAAGGAUGAAAGAAGAAAGGCAUCUUCCAAACAAGAGGUAUGCUUUGAUAAAUGCAGGUGACAUGGAGAAGGAAGAGGCCCUUUGUGGACACAGUGAGAAGUUGGCCAUGGCUUUUGGGAUAUUAAGCUUGCCACCUGGCAAGACAAUACGGGUCACCAAGAAUCUAAGAGUAUGUGGUGAUUGUCAUGAGAUGGCUAAAUUCAUCUCCAAUAUGGUUGGGAGGGAGAUCAUAUUGAGAGAUUCUAAUCGGUUUCACCACUUUGAGCAUGGACGUUGUUCUUGCAGGGGCUACUGGUGAGCCAAAUGAGAAAUACUUGGAAUACAAAAGAUCCAAUUAUUCAGACGUAUUACUAGAUUCUCAGCUUUAGUAUUGGAUGUUGCAAAUUAAGGGUCUUUGAUAGAUGUGGUUGUGGUACUAAACUGGGUCAAAAGCUCAGGUUUGCUAUUAAAUUGGAACUUAAAUUUUGGAAGAAUUGGUUUCAACUGCGUAUUUACAUUAUCAUUGGUUUAUUAUUCGCCAAAAUGACAUCCAUAUGGGCCAUACCUUAAUCUAAUCUCCUUAACCA
This is a messenger RNA of Telopea speciosissima, 2949 nucleotides long. Its product is annotated as pentatricopeptide repeat-containing protein DOT4, chloroplastic. Gene Ontology annotation, biological process: RNA modification. The record is from RefSeq and is a predicted model, not a curated record. The transcript has a single exon. NCBI's taxonomy places the organism in Eukaryota, Viridiplantae, Streptophyta, Magnoliopsida, Proteales, Proteaceae. Gene Ontology annotation, molecular function: protein binding; RNA binding; zinc ion binding. Bases 51 to 2681 code for a protein of 876 amino acids.